CAGUCUCACCGAGUCCAGAGAAUCCACUUUGAAAGCAACAUGGCAGAAUCCGCUCCCGCCGCCGCCGCACCGGUCAAGUCCCCGAGGAAGAGAGCCACCAAGCCGAAGAAGGCGGGCCCCAGCGCCGCUGACCUCGUGCUGAAAGCCGUCUCCGCCUCCAAGUAGCGUAAAGGGAUUUCCUAUGUCGCCCUGAAGAAAGAGCUGGCCGUUAAAGGCAUCGACAACGCCAACCAGGUGAAACGCGCCGUGAAGAAUUUGGUGGAGAAUGGAGCCCUGGUGCAGGUCAAGGGAUCCGGAGCCAGCGGCUCAUUCAAGGCAGCCAAGGCCGCCGAGAAGCCCAAGAAGGUAGCGAAGAAGCCCGCAGUCAAAGCCAAGAAACCGGCAGCAGCGAAGAAACCCGCCGCCAAGAAGCCAGCAGCCAGCAGCCAAGAAGGCAGUAACACCCAAGACGGCGAAGAAGCCUGCUACUCCUGCAAAGAAAACCCCCGUGAAGAAGAUCACUAAGAGGCCGAAGAAGGUGGCGGCCAAGAAGGCAGCGACCCCCAAGAAGACCUUAACCCUUAAAGACCGAGCGAGCCGCCCGCGGCUUCAAAGGGGUAGCGUUCUAAAAUGCUUAAUAACUUUGUAACCGCUAAUCCUAUCCAUCUGAUUUAAAAAGUGAGGUAAAGCGGCGAUUCUAGGCUUUUCGCUGGUAUCACUCAUGGGUAUCACUAUGUCCUUUUCCGGGAUUCAGAGGCUCCGACGUGAUCGGGGCAACGUCAUCACAUUGUAGAGCCUUGAUUCGUCAAGGAGACCCACGCGGCCCCUCCGUCUGAGCCAAACAGCAAAGGUUUUAGACUAAGUCCCACCCCCCUGUGUCCGGAUAGGUUUACAAUUUAAAGGUCCAGGCAAACCUCUGCCCAUGCUACCAUCUUCUCGACCAAUCAACAUAGGUUGCUGUGUAUGUUUUUGGCGGCGGGAGAUAAACAAAGAGAGACGAGAGAGUAAUACUGAAGAAGAGUAAUUUUGCCAGCGUAAGAUAAAUAAAUACAACACGAGAUAUCUAGAUACAGUCACACACAUACACAUACAUACAUAUACACACACCGCAAGACAAAUUCAAACCAACAUGUCAAAACGGCGUUACACUACGGAAGAAGCCAUAGCAUUUAUUUUGUCUGGCGGACCGCUUAGCGAUGCAGCAGUGGAUUCCUCAGAUUCUGAAGCUGACAGCUGGCGUGAUGAAGAGGAGUAUGAUCACGGGAUUGAUCCCUUCGAAGAUAAAAAUCCAGAGGAUGAGAGAGAGGAUGCACAAGCCACUGUCCCCAUCAGUAGGCCUCCUUCAAACCGAGAGGGAAAAGAAUGUGGCCAGGAGGGUGCAGCAUCCAGAAAAAAGGCCAAACCAAUGCCAGCCCCCCUGACAGUGAAAGGGAGAGGAAGAGGGAAAGGGAAAAAAACAUCUCUGACCCCAGAAGAGCCAGGAGCUGUUUGGAACGGACCUGAGGUGCCAGAUACUGCCCAACAACUACCACACUUUUGCCUGAAAAGAGCCCCUGGAGUCCAAGGUUUUGUUGGUGUGGAGUAUACUCCUGCACAAAUAUUUAGACAUUUUUUUAACAACCAAGCUGUAAAUAUCAUCUGCAAGAACACAAACAAAAAUGCUGAAAAGGAGCAGGCUAAGGGGAAAAAGUUUGUUUGGGAAGAGCUAAAGCCGGUAAAAUUCCUCAUGUAUGUCGGCCUUAUGAUGUUCAUGGCACUUCUAAAACUGCCAAAAGUAAGAGACUACUGGAGGAAGGGAUCACACCUAAGUGUUCUCUUUCCUGCUUCUGUCAUGACAAGAGACAGGUUCAUGGCAAUCAGCAGAGCUGUACACCUGAGCGACCCAGACCAUGAUUUGGCAAAUGACCGGAAAAAGGACACCCCAGAGUACGAUCCACUCCAUCGCCUAAAACCACUUCAAGCCACCAUAAAAGAGGCAUGCAAGGCAAUGUGGCAGCCUAGGAAAGAAAUGUCAAUUGAUGAACGGAUGGUGGCCACAAAAGCCAAAAUUGGACUGAGGCAGUACAUGAAAGCCAAGCCAACUAAGUGGGGUGUGAAGCUGUUUGUGUUAGCAGACUCCAGCAAUGGGUAUACCAUCGAUUUUUCCAUCUAUACUGGAAAGAGCCGCUUCAUUUCAGGGCAGGGUCUCUCUUAUGAUGUUGUCAGCGGCCUAAUGGAUAAUUCCUACUUGGGGAGAGGUUACCAUCUUUUUGUAGACAAUUUCUACACCAGCCCAAAACUUUUUACUGACCUAUUUGCAAGGGGUUUUGUGGCAUGUGGUACAUUCCGCGACAAUCGGAAAAACGUGCCUAAAUCAAAAUUGAAUGCGCUAACCUCAAAGAGCCCCAGGGGCUCAAUGCGAUGGCUCAGAGAGAAGGAGCUUUUGUUUCUACUAAAGUAUCUUUUAAAUGUGUAAAUUAAAAGCUUUAAUUGACCAAACUUA
Molecule: messenger RNA, 2461 nt
Organism: Gymnodraco acuticeps
Lineage: Eukaryota; Metazoa; Chordata; Actinopteri; Perciformes; Bathydraconidae
Product: piggyBac transposable element-derived protein 4-like
Exons: 2
Coding region: 1109-2434 (441 amino acids)
Source: RefSeq, a predicted model, not a curated record